AUGUCACUAAACAGGAGUCUGUAGAGAAAGCCAAAUCUCAUGUUGCGUCAAUAGUUGGAACAAAAGGUUUGAAUCUUCUUAUCAACAACAGUGGUCUAAUAAAUACUCAACGUAUUGGAGAUGUGACCAGGGAAGAUAUGCUCAAGUGUUAUGAAGUUAAUGCCAUUGGUCCUUUAAUGGUGGCUCAGACAUUUUUACCACUGUUACGACAAGCUGCUGGUCAACAGUCUUCAGAACCAAUGUCAUGUGGUAAAGCUGCUAUCAUCAAUAUAUCAACUGGUGUAGCUUCUAUCACUGAAAAUUCGUCAGGUAGAAUGUACCCAUACAGAGCGUCAAAGGCUGCCCUGAAUAUGAUCACAUCAAACCUUAGCCUAGAUCUGAAAUCUGAUGGUAUUUUAUGUACAGCCAUACAUCCGGGCUGGGUGAAGACUGAAAUGGGAGGACCAAAUGCUCUUAUUUCUACAGAGGAAUGUCUUAAAGGAAUAAUGUUUGUCCUUGAAAAACUCCAAGGGGAUGAGGAAUCUGGAAAAUUUUAUCAUGGUGUCAAAGGACAUGUAAUUCCCUGGUAGUUUAUGUAUGUAAAGCUACUUGUUUGAAGGUCAGAGUGAAAAUAUGAUCAACAAGAUCAACAAAGAAAGGCGGCGUUCAAUGAACGCAACAUUACUUUAUCAGUUGUCUCUAUCAGUAUGAUGAUGAUACAUAUAUACACGUAUAUUCUCUUUAAAACCAUAUACAUUGUAGAAGGUAACUUUAAUCAUUUAGCCAUCAGCUUCUAU
Molecule: messenger RNA, 776 nt
Organism: Ruditapes philippinarum (Manila clam)
Lineage: Eukaryota; Metazoa; Mollusca; Bivalvia; Venerida; Veneridae
Product: C-signal-like
Exons: 3
Coding region: 138-569 (143 amino acids)
Source: RefSeq, a predicted model, not a curated record